Messenger RNA from Tarenaya hassleriana, 1970 nucleotides. Its product is annotated as phosphatidylinositol 3,4,5-trisphosphate 3-phosphatase and protein-tyrosine-phosphatase PTEN1. The transcript is spliced from 8 exons. Gene Ontology annotation, biological process: phosphatidylinositol dephosphorylation. The record is from RefSeq and is a predicted model, not a curated record. Gene Ontology annotation, cellular component: cytosol. Gene Ontology annotation, molecular function: phosphatidylinositol-3,4,5-trisphosphate 3-phosphatase activity; protein tyrosine phosphatase activity. Bases 334 to 1605 code for a protein of 423 amino acids. Lineage: Eukaryota; Viridiplantae; Streptophyta; Magnoliopsida; Brassicales; Cleomaceae.
GAGAGAGAGAGAGAGAGUUUGUGAGCCCCAAAUUCGAGGGAAAGCUUCGCUGAAAUUUAGGGCUCCAAAGAUGGAAUUGUGUUGUGUUCUUCGUCAUCGUUUCUUCCUCUCUCGAACCAGAACCAGCGAGGUGUUUGUUUCACCGGUAUCUGCUUUUUCUAGGGUUCCCAAAUUCCUCUUCUGGGAAAAAAGGCUUUUCCCCCCCCUGAUAAUUCCACAAUUUGGGUACCCUGGAAAUCGUUUGUGCCUGGAAAUUCAGAAUCUUGACCACAAGAAACUUCAUGUUCAACUCUGCAGGUACAUUAUCCACCAGUUUCACCACAAAACGACAGGAUGGGAUUGAAGCUCUCGAAGGGCUCUGCGAGAGACAAAUCGGCUUUGGACUGUACGAGGGCUCACAUUCUGACAUACCUCACGGCAAGUGCUUACCUCCGUAGCUUGGUGUCCAGGAAACGAAGGCGAAUGGUCAUUGGGGGCUACGAUCUUGACAUGUCUUACAUCACGGACAGGUUGCUGGCCAUGUCUUUUCCCGCCGAACGUAUGAGAGCUUUUUACAGGAACCCCCUCUGGCAGGUCAAGUCCGUGCUCGAUAUGCGACAUCCCGAUCAUUACAAGAUCUAUAACCUAUGUAUAGAGGAAGCCUACGAUCCAGCCAACUUCUACGGCCGCGUUGAAAGAUUCCCCUUUGAUGACAACCAUGUUCCAUCCCUUCAUAUGAUCAAACUUUUCUGUGAAAGUGUUUAUGCUUGGCUAUCGCAAGAUUCCAGAAACAUUGCUGUUAUACACUGCAUGGCAGGAAAAGGUCGGACAGGCUUAAUGGUAUCUGCAUACCUUGUCUAUAGCGGAAUGACAGCCGAGGAAGCUCUUGAGAUGUAUGCACAGAGAAGAACCACCAACAACAAUGGAGUUUCGAUACCAAGCCAGCGUCGUUACGUGAAGUACUGGUCAGAUUCACUCCGUUUUCCCAGAGGAGUUGGAAAUAGACUUCCCGAGGUUAAAUUGCCUUUACAACACAGCAGAGAGUUGAGGAGAAUCAGGCUUUAUGAUACAGCUAACAUUGACGCGGUCUUCUUUGUGGUCUCGGAACAGCAAGAGAUUCCUAAUGAAUUGUACAGGCCACCUGUAGAAGUUGUAAGAGGUUGCUGUAGACAAGUCAAGAAAGGUUGUUGUAGAAACACAAGUCCUCGGUAUUAUGUAUCUCACUUGAGCUGUGAUUCGGAAGAAGAGGAGGAAAUAGAACGAGAACACAUCCGUCUUGUUGUCCAGAUGGAUACAGAGAGUUCAAUCAUCGACGAGAAAACCUGUCUCGACUAUUACUUUGAGAAACCUGAAAGAGUGAGUGGAGACAUAUGCAUCACAUUCUACCAGAAAAUGAUCGGGACCCGUCUCUUCUAUACCUGUUUCAACACUGCUUUCAUCACGAAUGGCUUGCUCCAGUUUUCCAUAGCGGAGCUCGAUAAAGUCGGUGGUCAAGGAAGAUCAAUAUGUGGCCCUGAUUUCAGCUUGGAGUUGCUGUUCGGCCCAGCUUAUCCCAAGUACGGAGAGGUUCUUCCCUGCGAAGAAUCUGCUCCCCAGCUCUCCGCUCCAUGGAAACCAAGCUGUUGAGACGCCAUUACGAAUUUAACGGUUAUGUUUCAAGGAUCAGCCACUAAAGGGUUCAUCUCGAGUUCACCAGCCCCGAGUCGCUCGGACAGGUAUUCCUUCAAGUACAACUGUUGCCUUUGCAAGUAGCGCUUCCAACAGUGAAGCAUCUCAACUGCAAAGACAAAUGAGCCCAGCAGAUAAAAUGCGGACAGGCGCAAACCCAACCAAUACAAUCUCGGGAUUUUUGUAGCAGGAUGGUGAUGAGACUGACUGACGUUUUUGGUAAUUAAUGAUAGACAAGUAAUGUCCUCUCAGGGAUUGUCUUUGACAUCCCUUUUUUGUCCAAAGGAUGGCAAAGGCAAGAAAAACUACUGUUUCCUGUUUUA